Messenger RNA from Gastrolobium bilobum, 414 nucleotides. RefSeq lists its product as uncharacterized. NCBI's taxonomy places the organism in Eukaryota, Viridiplantae, Streptophyta, Magnoliopsida, Fabales, Fabaceae. The record is from RefSeq and is a predicted model, not a curated record. The transcript is spliced from 3 exons. Gene Ontology annotation, molecular function: DNA binding. Bases 1 to 414 code for a protein of 137 amino acids.
AUGGAGCCUGGUGAGCAAAGCAAUGGAAAAGGAAAGAGGAAGAGCGACACUGAAGAUAUCUCUGAGUUGACAAGGAAGACCAUAGACAAAAUAAAGAAAGUAAACCCUCGAGACAGGUUGCAACAUGGAACUAAGUGCACCUUUCAUGACAUGACUUCAAUUGGCUAUGGAUGGUUGCUUCCAGGAUGGGUUGCUGAAGAACGCCACACACAGCGUGGCAGAAUCUACAGGUACUAUUAUGAUCCAAAUGGGAAUUUCUAUGAAACCCAGCGACAGGUGGUAGCUGUCUUGGAAAAAUGUGGGGUGGUUGUAAUUGACAAGGAAUGCUUAUUUGCUAAGUCAGAACAGGAGUGCUUUGAAAUUCAAGUAGCUUUAAAUGUUUUCUUUGUAGGUUUCAUUAUCUAUAAGAGUUAA